GUGCUGCUGCUGCAAUUUGUUUCCAUUAAUAGAAGAUCGGAGCGCAUUCAAAGCAUUGACGUCCAACCAUCGAAGUCUCUCACGAAUAGACCGACAGGGAGGGAGAGAGAGCGAGAGAGAUCGUGCGAGAGAGCCAUGAGCGAGGAGCAGUGGAAAACCCGAGGUGGAGAAGCUGGUGAUCCCCACCACCAACAACACCUUCAUCACCCGUAUGAGCCACACCAGCUUGGUCCUCAGUAUGGAACUUUUUCCGGGGUUCCGAGCCACCAGCCUCCGGCGAUGGGUUUCCCCCAGUCGGCGCCACCGACUGGCGUCACCGGCCAUCCCCCGUUUCCUGGUCCGACCUAUUAUCCCCAUGGUUACCAAGCUGUUCACGGCUACGUGGCAGUUGCUGAAGGAAGGCCUUUAAGAGAGCCACGUCUUCCCUGCUGUGGAAUUGGAAUUGCAUGGCUUUUAUUCAUUUCUGGGUUCUUUCUUGCUGCCAUUCCCUGGUAUGUUGGAGCCUUCAUUCUACUUUGUGUUAGACGAGUUGAUUACAGAGAAAAGCCAGGAUAUGUUGCUUGCACAAUUGCAGCUUUUCUUGCUGCCAUUGCCAUUAUUAUUGGAGCAACAAAGGGAGCUGAGGUAUGGUGAUUCACUCUCAGUUGCAUCCAUUUAUACUUGUAUUGUAACGAAACAAAUAACAGGCCAUUUAUUCGGCAAUCUCUAGACUGAGCUGGUUUGUCCCUUUGUACAAUCGAAAUGUCAUUUUCUUCCCUAUAUUCUAUGUUUUGUUUAUAUUUCUGCUCUUGUGGUUGAAAAUAUAUUCUUAUUUGUUCACCAAGCUGCUUAUUUUCUUUGUA
Dendrobium catenatum is the source of this 842-nucleotide messenger RNA. Its product is annotated as 60S ribosomal protein L18a-like protein. The record is from RefSeq and is a predicted model, not a curated record. The transcript has 4 exons. Bases 136 to 633 code for a protein of 165 amino acids. Lineage: Eukaryota; Viridiplantae; Streptophyta; Magnoliopsida; Asparagales; Orchidaceae.